Molecule: messenger RNA, 3652 nt
Organism: Parasteatoda tepidariorum (common house spider)
Lineage: Eukaryota; Metazoa; Arthropoda; Arachnida; Araneae; Theridiidae
Product: calumenin-A
Cellular component (GO): endoplasmic reticulum
Molecular function (GO): calcium ion binding
Source: RefSeq, a predicted model, not a curated record
UAAAUAGGGGGAGAAAUAAUUUUUUUUCCGCCCCGCGGUUAUAAUUACGUGGCUUUUGCAUGCGUGUUUUUUGUUUUGUUCUUGUUUUAAAUUUUGACAGACCAUCAGUUUAUGAGUGAUCAAAUACAGCUCUCAAGUUGAUCCUUACAAUUUUAAGAAAUGAAAGCUAGAAAGAUGCUCUUCCUUAUUUUUACCGUUGUUUUAAGUUUUUGUACUGCAGUACCUCAUCCAGAAAGUGGAAAACGAGUAGUAGACAAGCCAUUGAGUAAUCAAGAGCAUUAUGGUGAUAAUGAAGUACACAAUAAGGAAUAUGAUCACGAGGCUUUUCUUGGAGAAGAAGAAGCAAGGAAAUUUGAGCAACUCACACCUGAAGAAAGUAAAGAAAGGCUUGGAAAAAUAGUUGAUAAAAUUGACAAAGACAAAGACAGUUUUGUGUCAGAAAGUGAAUUGAAAGAAUGGAUCAAAUAUACUCAAAUGAAAUACAUCAUGGAAGACGUUGAUAGGCAGUGGGAUCAAUAUAAUUCAGAUCAGAACCAAAACCUUAAUUGGGAAACUUAUAAAAAGGUUACUUACAGUUUCAUAGAUGAAGACAAAGAUGAUGGUGAUGAUAGUGACAUGAAAACAUAUAAAGAAAUGAUGCAGCGUGACAAGCGUCGAUGGGAAACUGCUGACAAAAAUAAAGAUAAUCAGUUGUCCAAGGAAGAAUUUACUGAUUUUCUCCAUCCUGAAGAAUCUGCUCACAUGCAUGAUGUAGUCAUUGUGGAAACUCUGGAAGACAUUGACAAAGAUAAUGAUGGAAAAAUUUCUUUGAAAGAAUACAUAGGAGAUAUGUACAGUGGAAGUGAAGAAGAUGAGCCAGACUGGGUUAAAAAUGAGAGAGAACAGUUCUCCACUUAUAGGGAUAAAAACAAGGAUGGUGUCAUGGAUAAAGAAGAGGUUCAAGAAUGGAUACUGCCAAGUGAUUACAAUGAUAGUGAAGCUGAAGCAAAACACUUGAUUUAUGAAUCUGAUGAAAACAAAGAUGGAAAGUUAUCAAAAGAAGAAAUACUGAACAGUUAUGAUCUGUUUGUCGGAAGUCAAGCGACAGAUUUUGGCGGAGCUUUAAACCGCCAUGAUGAAUUUUAAUCUAUUUGGCCACUAAAAUGUCUCAAGUCAAAGUAUUUAUCAUAGCAGUAUGAAUAUUUGUGAUGUUGUUAAUGUUGAUAAUCCAAUGGAGCUUAAUAAAAUAUCCCCCUUUUUAUAUUUUAUUUGCUUUCAAUAUGAACUUGAUUAUAAUCUGUGAAAUAAGUUAAACUUUAGUUUAAUUUUGCCUCAUUUAUAAAACUGUGAUUAAAGUUAUAAUUAAAAUCUAAGCGUGUGUUAAAAUUUUAUAUACUUCUCUUAUUAAUAAUUGGAGAAUAGUGCUGGCCGUGCAGAUAUAUGAAAGAUAAUGAAAAAUUGUCUCAAUAUAUAUGUAUAUUAAAAUAAAAAUACUAUAAUUUAAUUCCUAGUUUAUGUUAAAAUUUUCUGAAUAAAGUGCUAUCUAAUUUGUUAAUUUAUCUUUUAAUAGCAAUUAUCAACAUUUUUGACUCUUUAAUUAAGUAAUUAGUUACCUGGAAAUAAAAAGUAAACGGAUGAAAAAUAAACUAGAUUAUAAAAUUUAUCAACAUGUAUUGAAAAAUUAAAUAGUUACUACGGUUAAAAAUUUUACCCUCCUUUACAAUUUUAAAAUAUUUUAUAAUUUAACUCUAUGUUUAGAGAAUUAAAAUGUUAAUAUAACUUAACAAUAACACAACUGCUACUUAAGUUGACUUUAACUUACUGUUAAUUUUAUUUUAACUAUCUAUUAAAUGAGAUUAUGACUAGAAGUAAAGUAUUCACAGCUCAAAAGUAUAUCUAUGAUCCUAUGGGGCCGUUCAAAAAGUACGUACAUCCCGAAGGAGGGGGGGAUUUGCUAUUUUGCACGAUGAGGGGGAGGUAUUAUACAAAGUAUGUACAUUAUAAGCGUACACCAAAUUUAAAUUUGACUUUUUCCUACACAUGUAUUAUACAUACGUUUGUUCCUGUAUUUUUUUUCACACGGCAACCACUUGUUAGAAUGAGUAAAUCAGUUCUCAAAAAAAGUUUUCUCGCAAAAUAAAAAAAUUGCAAACACCAAACUUUCCCAGAUUGGUGAUAUUUCCCCGUUGGAUGUUAUUGUUUAAAUAAUUUAAAUGAAUAAAUUAUUUUAAAUAAAUAUUUAAUUUUAUAUAAAACAUGAUUAUUUUAAUUUUUAUGAAAAAAGGGGGUAGACUAAUAAAAUGUACGUGGGGGGGAGAACUUAUGUACGAAAGGGGGAGGGGUUAAAAUUUCUCUAUUUUUGUGUAUACAUACUUUUUGAACGACCCAUAUCUUGUUUUCAUUUUAUUUGAAGUAUAGUUUCUAUAUCAAAAGGAAUGUGUGAAUUAAAUAAAAUGCAUUUAUUUAUUUAUGUUAUUUGUCAGGCCGUUUUAAUAUUGAAUUAAUUUUUUUUGUAUGAUAUUUAUAGUGAUAAUUAUUAACUACUUCAAGUGUUAUUUAUUUCAACACUGAUACCACCAAAUUUGUUGGUUAGAUUACUUUAUAUACAGUAAUAAUCUUUUUAUACUAUUAAAAAUAUAAAACUAAGGAUUGGAAAUGUUUGUUAAAAAAAAUAAUGAGUGUUACUUUAUUUCUUCAAUAAAACAUUACAAUUUAGAAUUAUUCGUUUAUUGAAUAUAUUAAGAUAUAAGAAGCAAAGGCAGUUCAAGUAAUAGUUCAGCUGAAUUCAUUUCAUUUUAAUUGCAUCACCCUGACCACGUUUAGAAAUCUCAUAAUUUCACACAAUUUAUGGAAAGUAUUGUUUCAAAGGACAAUUUUUAUUAUUAAAUUUUAUAGGCAGCUAGAUUUUGCUUAAUUUGCUCUUUUAAUUAAUAUCUCGCCCCCUCUCCAUUGUGGUUUUAAUUUUUUUUUUGAAUUUGUCUUUUUAUGUGUUAAUAUUAUUCAAGAUUUGCUUUUUAUUCAGCCUAAUACAAAAUUUUUUCAAAUUUGGUUAUAUUUCACAACUUUUCGUAAAAUUUCUUGAACUAGCUAUAUUUUGUAUUUCUUUGAUUCUUUCAAAAAUUUUAAAUUUAUAAAAGAUUAAAAAAUUACAAAUAUUUUGUAUGUGAUAUUUCCAGAUAUUUUGAAUAGCAUAUUUUUUUCUUCAAUAAUGAUUUUUAAAAAACACUUUUUAUUAGAUUAAAUUUUGUUUUUAAUCAGUACCAAAUACUAAAAAAAUCAAUUACCAUGUUUGCACAUGCAUGUACGUUUCAAUGUAUGAAACUGCGAUGAUUGCACAUUUUUAUGCCUAUUUAUUUUAAUUCUCAAAUAUUAAUUUAUGAUACUUAUAAAUUUCUAUGAAAAUUUAUUUCCUAGUCAAGAUAAAACUUAAUUUAAAAAUUAUUACUCUUAUUUGUAUUGGUGAAAUGUACCCAGUUCAUUUUUCAAUAUGUAGCCUUUAUUUUACUUGUGUGUAUGUAUUUACUUAUUUAAACAAUGGCAAUAUUCAUUUUGGAAUUAUGAUGCUUGCCAAUUUAUACUUUUAUACAAAACUUUUGAAUGUUUAAUACGUAUUUUUGUAAUAGAAACUGUUUUCCACUGCUUAAAUUUUAUAUAAAUAAAGCUAUAAAACUCA